Molecule: messenger RNA, 2801 nt
Organism: Theobroma umbraticum
Lineage: Eukaryota; Viridiplantae; Streptophyta; Magnoliopsida; Malvales; Malvaceae
Product: loricrin-like protein
Source: RefSeq, a predicted model, not a curated record
UCCCGUUUCAGUAUCUUUCUUCUCCAUUUUUUUUUCUCUCUCUCUUUUAACGCUUUGUUAUCUUCUUUUAUUCGUACCCAAAUUUUAUUCUCUCUGUUUAAGGAUUCUCCAGCUCUCCUAACAUGUCUUUAGCCGCCUCUCAGAUCCUUUAGUUCUCUCCAGACUCUAUCUAAAUUUGGAUUUCUUCACGGGUUAAUGAAGCCAAUCUAUCUGUCAAUAAGGAGCACAAGACGCUCCAGAUAUCUCUUUGCAUCCACUUUGAAUGUUCUUAUAAAAGGAUUUUAUCCUAGAAACGUUGUCAGAUACAUCAGUAACUAAGCUUUUGCAUAAUUGAAGUCCGUGCUGUUGUUAUAGAUACUUGAUAAGAUGGACCGAGCAGAUACAUCUGGAUUUGUGAGUGGAGGAGGAACACAAUUGGAAUUUCUGCUAUUUCUUUUUUUGUUUCUGAUAUAUAUACCAGUCAGUAGUAUGUAUUAAAGAUUUUUCUUUAAGGUUGGCCUUCUUUUCCUUAGUGCUAUAGUUCACAGAAUCUAGAAAGAAUAUGGAUUUGAACAAGAAUGUACAGUUUUCUCAUCUGUCUGAACUCGCAAAAAAUGAAAAUUUUGGUGAUACCACCUUAUGUCUGAACUUUCUUGGCUACGGAGGAACCAACAAGGCCAGAUUUGGAAGUACUCAAAGCAAUCUUCAUGCUGAUCUUUCUAAUGCACCUGAUGAUGGCUGCAGGUUGGUUCUGGGUUUGGGUCCAACUCCAAGUGUAUACUGCAAUAAUUAUUACAAUGUUGGUCUCAACAAGAACAAAUCGACAGGAGCUUUUUUCACUCAGGGCUUGUCACCUGAGGAUGACUCAAUCCUAAAACUUGGCCUUUCUGGAGGGACUAAGGAAGGUAUGAGUCUGAUAGAAUGUUCUCUCUCAACCGAAACUGAUGCCAGUAUGCCUCUUUCAAACCAGGUUUCUGCAGAUAGCAGACUUUCAGUACCUGUUGUUGAUGAGGGUUCUACUUCGGCCAAGAAAUCUGGUGGCUAUAUGCCAUCACUCCUGUUGGCUCCAAGAAUGGAUAGUGGCAAAGGUUUGGUGCAGACGCAAGAACUUUUUCAGUUUGGAGCUAAAUCUCAUUGUCAUCAAUUUCAUCAAAGUUGUGAGCCUUCUGCUCAGACAGAUUUCUCAGUAGACACACUCUCUGAGCAAACCACUACCAUGACGUCUUCGGAUAACCGAACUAGCAAUUCGAAGAAAUGCAAGUUUGCUGGUUGCGCAAAAGGAGCAAGAGGGGCAUCUGGUCUUUGUAUUGGUCAUGGGGGUGGUCAAAGAUGCCAAAAACCAGGAUGUAACAAAGGUGCUGAGAGCCGAACUGCCUACUGUAAGGCUCAUGGUGGAGGGAGGAGGUGCCAGCACUUGGGUUGCACUAAAAGUGCGGAGGGAAAGACAGAACUCUGCAUAGCACAUGGUGGAGGCAGACGAUGUGGGUUUCCUGGAGGGUGCGCAAAGGCUGCACGAGGUAAAUCAGGGCUUUGCAUUAGGCAUGGUGGGGGAAAAAGGUGUAAAGUGGAAGGUUGCACACGCAGUGCUGAAGGGCAGGCUGGUUUGUGCAUCUCUCAUGGAGGUGGACGUCGUUGCCAGUUCCAGGGAUGUACUAAGGGUGCUCAGGGAAGUACUAUGUAUUGCAAGGCUCAUGGUGGUGGUAAACGUUGUAUAUUUGCAGGGUGUUCCAAAGGGGCUGAAGGGAGCACACCAUUGUGCAAAGGACAUGGUGGGGGAAAGCGUUGCCUCUACAAUGGUGGUGGCAUUUGUCCAAAGAGUGUGCAUGGAGGCACCAAUUUUUGUGUUGCCCAUGGUGGAGGGAAGAGGUGUGUAGUGCCUGGCUGUACAAAGAGUGCACGUGGUCGCACUGAUUGUUGUGUCAGGCAUGGUGGUGGAAAGCGAUGCAAGUUUGAGAACUGUGGCAAGAGUGCCCAAGGAAGCACGGACUUCUGCAAGGCCCAUGGCGGGGGAAAAAGAUGCUCCUGGGGGGAGGGCAAAUGUGAGAAAUUUGCAAGGGGCAGGAGUGGUCUGUGUGCUGCUCACAGCAGUAUGGUGCAAGAGCGAGAGGCAAGCAAGGGAGGGCUCAUUGCACCUGGAGUCUUCCAUGGGCUUGUAUCAGCAGCAUCAACCACAGGAAGCAGCUUUGACUACAAUCACUCAUCCUCAGGGACAAGUGCUAUUUCUGAUUGUAUUGAUUCACUGGAAAAGCCAGCAAGAAGGCAACAUCUCAUACCGCCUCAGGUAUUGGUUCCUUUAUCUAUGAAAUCCUCGUCCUCUCACUCAAGCUUGUUGGGUGCUGAGAAGCAAGUGGAAGGAAGAAAUGGGUAUGGCAUGGGCAUUGGUGGGGGUGUUGGCAACAAAAGCUUUGACUUUAUGAUUCCGGAGGGGAGGGUCCAUGGUGGGGGUCUCAUGUCCUUGCUUGGUGGGAAUUUGAAGAAUCCCAUUGAUGGAAUUUGAAGUCAAAAUUACUUUUGACUUGUAGAAAUCUAGUUUGGGGUUUUAGGUUAUUUUUCGACUGUGGAAAUGUUUAUAAGAUUUGGUUGCUGUCGAAUGACAGAGUAUAUAUAGUUUGUGUUGAUUAAUAGGGGUAUCAUUGUCAUAGUAAUGUUUUUACCAAGGCAUGUGUUUAUCAUCUGGUUUGCUGUCCAGAGUAGCCUCCAAAACUAUCCUAAGAAGCACAGCUUUAGACCGGUGAUGCAGGGUGGUGUAAUUUGUUAAGUUUAAAAAAGGUUUAAUAGACCAUGGCUAUGUGUCUGUUAUUGGCCUAGUUGUUUUUGUUGUU